AUGGGCAGUAACGCUGAAUUGGAUAUCCCGAACUUCGAUGACCUACCCGAGGUUAAGGGCAUGCCGCAGGGCUGUGCCUGGGGCGUCUUCGACAAAGACGGGAAGAAGGACGUCCACGGAACACUGAAUCUGCUCACGCCCGACGUCAUCAAAGCAGCAGCCGCCGAGGUAAAGGAAGGCGUUUCGAUAUCCUUGAACUGGCCGCUCGACAGCCUCAAAUUCCCGCUGCCUGGCCGGCUCCGCCCCGUGCACAAGCACCAACACAUACGGGAAUCAGGCCUGGCGAGCGAGAGCUCCGACGAGCACGCAGCAGCAGCAGCAGUGGACGCCUGGGACGACAUCGUCGAGUUCAACACGCAGUGCAGCAGCCAGUGGGACAGCCUGUGCCACUACUCGCACCAGCCCAGCCGCCUCUCGUACAACGGCGCGCGCUGCACCAAGGACUCGCUGGCUGCCGCCGCCGCCUCUGACCAACAACAGCAGCUCCUCCUCCCGACGCUCGACCACUGGCACUCCCGCGGCGGCCUCGUCGCGCGCGGCGUGCUGCUCGACGUGCGCGCCUACCUCGACGAGGUGAAAGGCGUGCCGGCGGUGCUGGCCUCGGCCUGCAGCGGGCGCCGCAUCAGCGUCGACGAGCUCGAGGCCGUGGCUGCGCACCAGGGCGUGGAAUUCAGGCGCGGCGAUGUGCUGGUCGUGCGGACGGGCUUCACCGAGGAGAUGGACGGCUGCGAGACGGCCGAGGAGCAGAUGGCCAUGCUGGCGCGCGGCGCGCUGAGCGGCGUCGAGAACUCGGUCGAGGUGGCGAGGUGGGUGUGGGACAGGCACUUUGCGGCUGUUGCGAGCGACAGCAUGGCGUUUGAGGGCGUGGGCGCGGAUCCCGAGAAGGAGACGGGGAAGCCGUGGAGCUUGAGGGAUGAUAUGGUUCUGCACCAAUAUUUUCUCAGCAUGUUUGGCUUGUCGAUCGGGGAGAUGUGGGAUCUCAAGGCCCUCGCCGCGCAUUGCAGGAAGACGGGCCGGUAUAGCUUCAUGCUGACCUCUGUCCCGCUUCGUAUUCCCUGCCUCGUCGGCUCUCCUCCAAACGCUCUGGCAAUUUUCUAG
Messenger RNA from Lasiodiplodia theobromae, 1098 nucleotides. RefSeq names its product Cyclase. The coding region runs from base 1 to 1098 and encodes 365 amino acids. The transcript has 3 exons. Lineage: Eukaryota; Fungi; Ascomycota; Dothideomycetes; Botryosphaeriales; Botryosphaeriaceae. Gene Ontology annotation, molecular function: arylformamidase activity. The record is from RefSeq and is a predicted model, not a curated record.